Messenger RNA from Bicyclus anynana (squinting bush brown), 4432 nucleotides. RefSeq lists its product as uncharacterized. Lineage: Eukaryota; Metazoa; Arthropoda; Insecta; Lepidoptera; Nymphalidae. Bases 531 to 2015 code for a protein of 494 amino acids. The record is from RefSeq and is a predicted model, not a curated record. The transcript is spliced from 7 exons.
CAGCCAGUCGCUUUCCGGCCGUCGGAGGAACCGCAUCGCUGCCGGUCGCUUCUCCCGCGCUCGAAACAUCGCAACUGAUGCGUCCUCGUAUUUGCAUAGGGAUGUUUAUUCCCAGAUAGUGUGCCCUAAAAACCUGACUAUUAUCACAACGGAUUGCUAUCAGUGCUGUGAGUUGCUCAAGUGCUUCGGACAGAGGUAAAUCAAAAUUAAAAAAAAAUCGUAAAAGUGCUGCGGUUUAUUGGUCCUUCGUAUGGAAAAAGUGGUUUUCAUGUAAAACGGAUGUGGUUUCGAUGAGAUUUGUUUGUAACAAAUUAAAUAUAAACACACAUCAGUCGAACGCCCCGAUAAAGAAGGCAAUAAUUAAAUUAGCAUGAGUUUUUGUAACUGAAACAGAAAGUGCUCAAGAUAAAGUGAGUGAUACAAAGUUGAGAACACCAGAAUUUCCAGCCGAAGAGAUAAUAAGCCGCGAAGUAAAUGUCAUCGUGACCCGUAUGAAGUCGUUAAAAAGAUAAAAUAGAAGAAAACCUCGCAUGGCCCAAAAAGAACGUCCAAUUGAAGCGUCAUCGUACGCUUUGUGGACACUACAAGAUGUUUGGUACAACGGGACAAGCAAACAUUUGCCGAAGUUUAACCUAAAGGCAUCAACAAAUGUAAAAAAUGCUAAUAGUAAUACAGACAAACAAGACACUGAGGUUAGUGAAGGCAAUAGUUACAAUGAAGUUCGUGUUAUAGCAGAUGAAAGUGUAAGCAGUGACUAUCGUGAUGACGAAGAAGUCAGAAAAAAUGUGUGGAGUGAUGUUGACGACGAACUAUACAUAGCCAAUCUUAUAAAACUUAGGACUUCAGAUGAAGUGAAUCGCGUCAAACGUGAUAGUGAUUCUAGUGUUAGUGAUUUCAGCGGAAAGGUUGUGAAUAGUGAUAAGUUAGAUAAGUACGAGAUGUGGGAGCUGGAGCCCACGGACCUUACGGAGUGUGACUGUCUUGGACCGCCUCCAGAGUUCCUGCUUCCACCACCGCCGAGGCCGCCCUUCUUGCAAGCUGAUUACUAUUGCGGCGACGAUCCGAUACCAGAUUUGGAGACCUGCGAUACGGAACCAAAGAUAGACGCGUACAACCACAGCGGGCCCUCCUUGCAGACAUCGGCAGUGAUCGCCCUCUGCUCCAUAGUCCUCAUCGUGGGCGUGUUCAUAGGCGCCAUACUUGUUUGGAAGCACAAACGGAAAGUGACCCACCUCCUGCCAUCCAAGUCAUCAGCAACGACGCAGGGCUCUGGGUCGCAGCGCCGCGCGCCGCCGCCCGCCCCGCUCUACGAAGACCUGCAAGACAUGCCGCGAAGACCGCCGCUUCCGCAUCGACCUGAAAUGGAGCCACAGCUUGAGAUGGUCGAGACGAAACGACCGAACUGUCAAGGACGUGUCUUCGUGUGCGAUACAAGCGGUUCGUGGCGAGGUGGCAACUCUUGCGUGGGAGACGCCUGCGGUGCUCCUCUGUACGAAGAGUUGCCGCACCGGUCUGACGACUCCAUCCACAGUGACGACCACUUCGCUGAAGACGAGCUCAGUCUUGUUGGCGAAGCGGUGCCUUGUCGAACAUGUUCAAGACCUCCUGCUCCCCAGUCGCUACCCCACCGACCAAGACAGCACCGUCUGGAUAGAAGACCGAAGUCCCUCGAACGGAGACGAGCUCAACAUAGAAUGCCGCGCCACAUACACCCUCCAGAUCCUUCGGAGUUCCACGAGGGAGUCCUUUUAGACGCAUUGUUAAGAUUGUAUCCGCAAGUUGGGACAGUUGGAGCCAGACCUCCUGGACCGAUGCCAAUCGGUGCAGGAGGGGCGUGGCCUGGAGGGGAAUUACCUGGAAUAAACUGCUGGAGAGCUCCAAGAGCUUCUCCCAAGCCUCCAAGCGGCGAUUCUUCCUUCGGCUCUGAUUCAGGCUACAGUAAUAACACAUGCGGCACAUGCGGUACCAGGGCUUCCUCCCGACAUCGCUUAUCAGCAGAGAUACCCUUAUCAUGAACGAGAGGAGUUCUUGGACUCGGCGACCGUGCCGUUGUGUUCCCAUAUUGAGUGAUAAUGUGAUUUUUAAACUAUAAUUCCGAGCAUUUAUUAGGUUUACUUCUUAACGGCCUACUUUCGCUGAUAUUCAGUAUGGCCCUUCGCCUUUUUCGGUAAUAGUGUUUGUGAAUUAUUAUGGAGCUUAGGGAUACCUAGUAGUAUAUUUCUACCGAGUCUGUACAAAGGAGUUUCUAAAAGACGUCUUUCCGAUUAGCAAUAAUGUUUUGUUUUUAUUAGCGUAUUGGUUUUUAAUUCUGUAAUUUUGAAUAUAUAGGAGAUUUUGUACAAAGUCGCAUGACCAUAAAGUAGUCAUUUUGUCCUAGUAAGUUAUGUCGAGCUAGUCCUAAAAUUAUUAUCGCAAUUAUGUAUCGAAUUGUAAUACACAUUUCUUUGAUUUAAUGUAAAAAGUUAAAUUUGUAAAUCAUGAAAUUUACUAAACUCUGUAGAUAUUGUAAAAAAGUACUUAGUUAAGUUAGGUGAUAGUGACUUGAAUUUUAUUAUCAUAUCACAUUGAAAUUAUCUGCAUUGCAUUAUAUUUUAUUAUGAGCAGAAUUCUUAUUCUUUUUUAUGUGUAACUUACUUUGUAAACUCAUACUUAACUGGUGCUACAAAUUCAAAAUUCCUUUCGUAAGUUCACUAAUACAGAAAAAAACCUACAGUAUUAAAGUUCCUCCGUUUAAAAGAUGUUUUCAUAUUCAGUAACGUUUUAGUAUAUAAUAAAUACAUCUUAUAUAGAUACUUAACUAGUUGACCACGUCUUAGGUUUGAGAUGGAGCAAAAAGCUGAAAGAACUGUACACUAUUCUGUGACGAGGUCCUUAUAACAUGACAGUGGGAACUUCGAAUUUAUAUCUAUCUCUUUCUGUCUAUAGUAUCAUAUUAGAGAUAGAUAUAUAUGGACGAGUUCUAAUCUUAAUAAAAGCCACGUUGCCGCAUAGAAGUAUUGUAGCGCUAUUCUGUAAAGAUGUUUUUAUAAUUCGUCAGUGUGAGACUCAAAUUAUUUACUAUUUCCCUCUUUCUAAAGUAUCGUGUUAAAAAAGAGACGUAAAGACGAAUUAAAGCUCACACUGACGAGUUCUAAAAACAUCAUUACCGCAUAUCUGUACUGUAGCACUAUUCUGUGACGACGUUUUUAUAAUUCGACAGUGUGAGACUCGCAUUAUUCACUUUCUCUCUCUAUUUAUAGUAUACUGUUAGAGAAAGAGAUAAAAGACAGGCUCUAUUCUCACAUUAUCGAGUUAUAAAAACAUUGAAUAGAUAAUUUGAAACGAUAUUUUUAUAUUUCGACGGUACGAGACUUGCAUUAAUCACUUUCUAUCUCUAUUUAUAGUAUCGUGUUAGAGACGAAUUCAAAACUCACACUGUCGAGUUGUAAAACCAUCUUUGCUGCACAGUGGAACUGUAUUCUCAUGUUUAUCUUUCUCUACUGCUAGACAGAGAGACAAAGAUGUAUUGUGAGACAAACUCACACUGUCGAGUUAUAAAAACAUUGUUACUGCAUAGAGCUACUGAUCAGAAAUACUGGAAACACGUGUAAGUGUGGGUGUAUGAUCAUUGAUCAUGUUCCCUAAUCUCUCGUUAGAGUCUUUCGUGUAAGAAGGUGCCAACUAGUUCCAAGUGCUAUAGAAUCCUUUAUAUAAAAAGUUUUAAAUUUCCUCAAGAUACAAACAUAAUAGCGUCAAAUCCUUUACACUGGUUACCAUUAUCAGAAAGAACUUGAAAAUUAAAGGCCUAGAUCCUGGCCUAAUCUUUGUUUUUAAAUGAAAAUUGUUAUUAACAUUUUUUGGAUAGUUUUCUAAAUAUUUUUAAAGUUGAGGUACAUUAAAUAAUGUAUUCUGCAUUCAUGCGCAAAGACAGUUUAAAAUUGCCAUUAUAAAGGAGUCAAUUAAUUUCAUUGUCAACAAAUCUGAACAUAUGAAGCAGAACUAUGGUUGCAGUGCCAACCUUUACAGAAUUUUCUAAGAUGUAAAGAGAUCCUUUACAUUUUAAAAGAUUCUGAUACAUUGUUAACGUAUUAUUUAUUAAUUAUGGAAUCUACUGUCGAAAUUAAUUUGGUGCCAAUACCCGGCCUGGCAACGUAAUGUUUGGCAAUAUGACCAUCUGAUUUUAUUUUAUUAUGUAUUUUAUGAGUUUACGCAUCAAACGAUUUUUGAGAUGUAAAAAAUUGACAAAAGAUACGAAUGUUGUUCUUGUUUUUUCUGUUUUUAAUUUUUAUUAUUUAAGUGAUAUUUAUUUUAUUAUUAUUUUUUUCAACUUUUGUUUUGCAUUGUAUAGUUUCAAAGCAUCACUAUAAAUUAAAAAUUUUGGGGCGUAAAGCGCCCAAUUUAUAAAUAUGAGAAGCACAAUAAAAUGAAAAAUAAAUACAUUUCUAAAAAAAAA